Messenger RNA from Ictalurus furcatus (blue catfish), 3545 nucleotides. RefSeq names its product sosondowah ankyrin repeat domain family d (gene sowahd). The record is from RefSeq and is a predicted model, not a curated record. Lineage: Eukaryota; Metazoa; Chordata; Actinopteri; Siluriformes; Ictaluridae. Gene Ontology annotation, molecular function: protein binding. Bases 2173 to 3240 code for a protein of 355 amino acids. The transcript is spliced from 2 exons.
UGGCCAUGCACCAAGUGUUCUGUAGCCUUUUGAGCUCUUGUAGCUGAAUGAGUACAAAUCCGCACAACCACAUUCCAAAAUGUAGGGGAAAGCCUUCUCAGAAGAGUGAAGACUGUUAUAGCAGCAAAGGGGGGAACAACUCAAUAUCAAUGCCUAUGGUUUUGGAAUCAAAUGUUCAAUACUCAGGUGUCCACAUACCUUUGGCCAUAUAGUGUGUGUGGGAGGGAGGUGGGGAGGGAUGGUCCAAUUUAUCCCAAAGAUGUUGAGUAAGGUUCAGGUCAGGGCUCUGUUCAAGCCACUCAUUUUCUUCCACACCAGUUUUGUCAACCACAUGUUCAUGGACCCCAGUUUGUCCACAGGGUUACUGUCAUGCUGGAACAGGAUAGGCUGGGCUUCUCUAAUUCCAGUGAACGGAAAUAUUAAAGCUACUACAUACAAAGACAUUCUAGACAAGUGUGUGCUUUUAACUUUUGUGGCAACACCUUGAGGAAGACCCACAUAUGGGUGUGAUGGUCACAGACCUGCCACUACUGGAUGUUUUUUUUUCUUUUUUUGCAAGGUUCUGUGUAAACUUGGAGAUCACAUUUUUUCCAGUUCUGAUUUUUGAUGUAAACAUUAACUGAAGCUCUUGAUCUAUAUCUGCUUUUUGGAUUUUAUGCAUUGUGCUGCUGCCACAUAAUUGCAUGAAUAAUCAGGGGCACAGGUGUUCCUAUUAAGGUGGCCGGCCGUAAGUGUAAUGAAGUCUGUUCAUUUGUUUACAUCAAAAUGUACCUUUGAGAGACACACGGAUAAAUGAACUUCUUUAAGAGAAAUUGUUGAUGUGUUAUUGGUCUAUUAAACAGAUUUUUUGGUGCGGCCCACAUGAUUUAGGGCUAAGUGUAGUGUGGCCUGUGGACUUAAAAAUUGACAACUCUACCUUAAGUGUUGUCACUGGAGUAGCUUGACCAUAAUAGCUAAGCACUGUAGCUAUUUGGCAGUUACCUAUGUAGCACUCUAUAAAUAAAACUUUACAUAUACUAAAGUAUUACAUAAAAUGGCAUCACACUGUCACAGUAAUCCAUCCAUCUUUUAUACCGCUUAUCCUACAGGGUCUGAGGGAACCUGGAGCCUAUCCCAGGGAUAGGGCACAAUCACAUGCCCAUUCAUACACUACAGACACUUUGGACAUGAAUAUCUUUGGACUGGGGGAAACCCACAGCAGGGGGAAAGCACACACAGGGCUGUGGCAUGAAUCAAACCCCCAACCCUGAAGGUGUGAAGCGAACGUGCUAACCACUAAGCUACUUUGUGUCUGACUAUUACAGUAAUGUUAUUAUAAAAUCAAACCUCUCGUAAAAUAAUCAUCUCCUAUAGAAUUGGCUAUGUACCUAAAUCUUUUAAACUCAUAGUUAUCAAACCACUGAUUAAAAAAACCUAACCUUGUCCAAUGUGAAUUUUCAAACUGUAGGCCAAUAUCAAACCUCCUAUUCAUCGAUAUCAUAGAAAACUAACUGCUAUUCAGGAGAGCCCUACCAACAAAAUUACACAGUCCUACUAUUAAAGAUGUUGAAUGAUAAAGUUGGCAUACUACUGAGAGUUUAGGAGAUCCACAGUAAUGUGCUUGGUGAGCAAAUUAAAACAUCUCAGUCUAUUAUCAGAAUGUGACCCACAGGACGCCAUUGUAAUGCUUUCAGUUGUAAUAAGUGACUGAUUGUAGUGAGGUUUUCCUCUUCUGUAUUCUUAGUCAACUUCAAUGGUCACGUGAUCUGUCGAACUGUCAGCGAUAUUACAGCUGACCUUUGAGUCAAGCAACUCUUCAGCGGGUGGCGCGUGGUGUCGGAGCCGUCUGAACUCAAACUGGUGCUUCCUCAGGAAAGAAAAUGCACUUCGGUUCAGAGGUGUUACAUGCGGUCAUGUCCCUUCUAGAUUGUGGAUUUAUAUUCACACAACGUUGCUCGAGUGUGUAAGGGACCUGCCUACGGAGUGCUCACUUGAGCGCGGAUGAAAUCUUUGAACAGGACUUAAAAAGAGGAACGAGCUUAAAUGAGGAACUUCCCAUAUAUCUAGCUGUAAUUAUUGUCUUCUGGAGCAGAAAACGCCCCGAAUGGGGAUUUUGAAGAGGACAGUUUUUGGAUAUGUAAACGUCUUCAGCGCAUCAUGUAAACAAGGGAAGCCGAGGCCAGACAUAUAAACAUGUUUGACAUCGCGGGCAGCUGCGAGUCGUCACAAAGCGACGCCAUCAAAUCCGAAACUUCCUUGGAUUCUCAGAUGGGUGAAACCGAAGCGCUAUCACAUGGACCAAAACAUGAAUCUAAAAUCCAAACGAGCAACUCGAAUGAGUCUGAUUCUAGCUUUACAGCAGAACCGAGCCCAGAGGAGCGCGCGACGACGGUUGGCGCGCGCGCGGUGUCGCUCCCACUCAGCGCUGCCGCGCGCAGGUCCAGAUUUCAGAGACAGCUGGAAGCUUCUGAACCAAAAACAUCAGCCGAGGUCCAGGAGAAAGGCUCCAUCACCCCUGCCAUGCGCAAAAAAUACCUGAAGGACUUGUUUUUGAACUAUAAUUCGCAUAGUGGCCUGUCAACAAUCCUAUCGCUCAAAAGCGCGAGCGAGGCGUCGAGGGACUGUGUGGACGCGACGUUGCAGGGCGCGGACGAGAGCAAUGCAUUCUGGGUACUGGACCCCACCGAACACGCAUGGAUGCUGGCGGUUGUGGACGGAAAUUAUGACACUAUAGCAGAGUUUCUCUUAGAGGACCCCAGUUUACUGACCAGGAAGGACUUCGUGAGUGGUUACACAGCUCUCCAUUGGUUAGCCAAGAAGGGGAAACACGAGACGUUAUUAAAGCUUCUAAAAGACGCCGAGAGGAAAGGGUACCCAGUCAACGUGAACUUAAAGGGCAGUGGAGGUCUUACACCUCUUCACAUCGCUGCUAUGCACAGCCAGUACAUGGUCAUAAAGAUCUUAGUUGGUGCAUUUAGUGCCAAUGUAGAUAGCAUGGACUACAAUGGAAAAAGGGCAUGGCAGUAUCUAAAAGAAAAUGCACCACCAGAGAUGAAGGAGCUCCUUGGUGCAUGGGAUGAUGAAUACACUAAUUGGCAACUAAAUUCUAAUAACAAUAAUGUAAAUUGUACUGAAGGCACUCCUACAGGGGACUGCCAAAAGGACACAGAGCACACAGACACCGUCCGUAGAAAUGGGCUAUGGCGCUUUGGUUCGUUUAGAAAGUUACUCUCCCCAUUUUUCUCUGGAGGUAAGAACUAAAGGACAUCAAAACCAGGCUGAUUAUGCCCCAAAUAUUACUUCCUGACAAUAUGCUUGUAUUCAUACAUUCAAGCAUAUACAUUUCAAUUCAAAAUUUUGUAAUUUUAUGCUUUUACAUUCAACUGCUAAUUAAUGAGUGUAAAAGUGUCUUAAAUGUUCCAUUUGUGUAUAUUCAGCAUUCCCAGCAAGCAUGUUUAUGUAAAUUAAAGUACCAGUAAUGGCAUAGAACGUGCUUGAAGCUGGAUAAAAAUCAACCCUCUCACUCAGUGGAUCCAUUGUGAUUUGAGAAUCAUAUUACAGCACUU